AUGAAACUCCUCCUCCUGCUCACCGGCCUUCUCGGCUCGACCCACGCCUCGCCCCUCGCCUCCCUCCUCGCCCGCGGGGACCCAAUUGAUCAUACUCCCGGCCGCUUACCCGACCCCCUAACGAACAACAGACUCCCCUCACUCGGCAAGCCCGAACUCCGCAAACCCAUCAUAAACGUAGCCGAAGGUUUUCCAUGGGUCACCUCCCCCUGUGAUAUGACGCACCCACACCCCCAGGUUGAAGGGCGACCCUGGCAAGAAUUCGCCAUUCCAGCUAUAGAUACCUGCAUCGAAUUCCCCAAAUGGGGACCUUAUCUCCCGAGUGGGUAUACCUUUCGCGUGGAGGAUUACUCCAUGAUUCCCACCUCGGAUGAUUUUCCUUGCCGGUUGAUGAUGUGGUUGGAUCCGAAUUGCACGGCGAAUCCGGAUGAGUUGAUUGGGGAGCAGUUGGUGUUGGAUUACAGGAUCAACGGGGAAGAAACCGAUGACAAGUCUCGCUGCUGGUCGCAUGAUACCGAGUGUACGGCAGUGAGUGCCAUGAUCAAGUGCGGCUGGACACCCCAAUAA
Ramularia collo-cygni is the source of this 567-nucleotide messenger RNA. RefSeq lists its product as uncharacterized. Bases 1 to 567 code for a protein of 188 amino acids. The transcript is spliced from 2 exons. The record is from RefSeq and is a predicted model, not a curated record. Lineage: Eukaryota; Fungi; Ascomycota; Dothideomycetes; Mycosphaerellales; Mycosphaerellaceae.